This is a messenger RNA of Anneissia japonica, 695 nucleotides long. RefSeq names its product DUF21 domain-containing protein At2g14520-like. The record is from RefSeq and is a predicted model, not a curated record. Gene Ontology annotation, biological process: magnesium ion homeostasis. Lineage: Eukaryota; Metazoa; Echinodermata; Crinoidea; Comatulida; Comatulidae. Gene Ontology annotation, cellular component: intracellular membrane-bounded organelle. The transcript has 2 exons. Bases 67 to 582 code for a protein of 171 amino acids.
GAUAGGUAGCAGACAAAUAUUUCAUUUGUCACUUGUUAGAAUGUUUUUAUUACAAAAGCAUUUGUUAUGAUUACAGAACUUGGAGCAUUGGUUGACUUGCAUGGUGAAACCUCUGAAGAAAAUGAAAACCCACUAUCCCAAGAUGAAGUGCUCAUCAUAAAGGGUGCCCUCACUAUGAGAGACAAGUGUGCUAAAGAUGCAUUCACUCCGCUAAAGAGUAUUUACAUGCUACCUACAACUGAUGUCCUAGACAGGCGAAAGAUAGAUGAGAUUGUAGAUAAAGGACAUUCCAGAAUUCCAGUUUAUGAAAAUGAAAAGGAUAUAAUUGGAAUUUUACUGACAAAAAAUCUCCUAAAAGUCGACCUCGAAAAGCAGUCAACAGUGAAAGAAGUAUUCCUUAAAUUGGGACGGCCUAUUGAUACAAUCCCAGCUACUAUGCCUCUUUAUGAUGUCUUGAAUGCUAUGCAGGAUGGCCGAAGCCAUAUGAAUCUGGUAUCCAAUGAAAUGUCUCCACAAUUAUCCACUGACAGUAAUCACCAAAUUAGUUCGAAAAAUCACAGUGAUCUUGAAGUGGUAAGUUAGAGAUUAUAACUUGCUUGCUAUACAUAGAGCUCUGGUUUGAAGCAAUUUAAUCUGGACUGCGAUAAAAAUAUUUAAAAUCAAUUAAGAGUAUUAAUAAUUUUAUGAAUAUUUUA